Molecule: messenger RNA, 612 nt
Organism: Salvia splendens (bonfire salvia)
Lineage: Eukaryota; Viridiplantae; Streptophyta; Magnoliopsida; Lamiales; Lamiaceae
Exons: 3
Coding region: 1-612 (203 amino acids)
Molecular function (GO): zinc ion binding
Source: RefSeq, a predicted model, not a curated record
AUGUCCACUUUGGAGAACAUCGAGGUCUUUAAAGUUUCUGAUGCUAGAAAGAAGACCUUCACAGUUACACAUGAGAAAGAGACUGAGUCAUUUGAUUGUGAGUGUAAACUCUUUGAAAGGUGUGGUUAUCUAUGCAACCACCUUUUCUUCGUCCUCAGAAACAAAGAUGUCAACAAUAUUCCAGAGAAGUAUGUUGGUAACCGGUGGCUGAAAAGUGAAUUACUGAAGGCAGUUCAUAGUCUCACGAGUGAUGAAAGUGCGUAUGGCAAAGGUUCUAACGAAGAUGACAAGCUACAGAUUGGUAACAGGUGUCAAGGACGUUACUUUGGUAUAUAUCAACGCGCUUUUAAGAAUAAAAAUCAUCUGAUUGCAUUGGAUAAUAUGCUUGCGGGUAUUGCUCCUCAAAUUUUUACUGAUGACACUACUGGAUCUUCAUCAGUUGAUAAAAAUGAUUCCAUCAAGAAUAUAUAUGGUAUUGUUGUACCUGAAGAAAUAACUGCACGUGCUCCAGAUGUGGUUAGUACAAAGGGAGGUGCAAGUGACAAGAAAAGCAGGAUUAAGUCGAGCAUAGAGAAAGCAAUUGAAAAAGCAAAGUUGUUUUUGAGUUUUUAA